CAUCCAACUUCUUUGCGCUUCCGCGACUUCUUCCUCAGCUCUAAACAGUUAUCUCCUGCUCAAUCCCUUCGAUUCCACGGCCUGUCGUUCGUAUUAGCUUGUUAUUGCAUUUCUGAAAAAUGACCUCCACUCUCGCUGUUGGUUUGGGUAUCGCUACGGCCGCGUUUCUGGGCCGCGCAGGACUUGUCGCAUUCCGCCGCUACAAGGGAGGCGUUAAUGCUGCGGGUAAAGCGUACUAUAAAGGAGGCUUUGAACCGCGGAUGACUCGUCGCGAAGCGUCUCUCAUCCUGUCGCUCUCCGAGCGUACCCUGACGAAAGACAAGGUUCGAAAGAACCACCGCCAGCUGAUGCUCCUCAACCACCCCGACCGAGGUGGAAGCCCAUAUCUGGCGACCAAGAUCAACGAAGCAAAGGAACUUCUGGACAAGACCACCUAAACAGUCUUCGAUUCGGGAUUGGAGAAGAGAUAAUGCGGUUAAAGCGCGUAUAGACUUGUAUUAUACGAGAGAGAGAGAUGGCUUUUGUGGGUGCAUAGCGUGGCGUUGGUUCUGGGUUUAUGAAAAUGGGACCUCUUCUAUACUCUUAUCGAGUCAUGUUGGGAAGUUCUACUGGACUGUAUCGAGAUCGCCGCUCCUGAUAUAUUUUCCAUCGUAUAUAAUACGACCUUACGUUGAACGCUCAUACUUGAGCCUCCAGCAAUUCCAUCAUUCCUUGCAU
Paecilomyces variotii is the source of this 717-nucleotide messenger RNA. RefSeq names its product putative mitochondrial DnaJ chaperone. Bases 120 to 437 code for a protein of 105 amino acids. NCBI's taxonomy places the organism in Eukaryota, Fungi, Ascomycota, Eurotiomycetes, Eurotiales, Thermoascaceae. The record is from RefSeq and is a predicted model, not a curated record. The transcript is spliced from 4 exons. Gene Ontology annotation, cellular component: PAM complex, Tim23 associated import motor. Gene Ontology annotation, molecular function: ATPase activator activity. Gene Ontology annotation, biological process: protein import into mitochondrial matrix.